CAACAGCGCCCUCUGGAAUGUCACAUUGACAGCUAAAUGACGUUUGUUUACAAACAAUUCCUUUUUAGACACAGUUAUUGUUUAACGAUAUGGAAAAAGAAGACUUAUUUUUACACACCUACUUCACCCAUUUGUCGCAAAUCUCGUACGACAAAGCGAAAGAACAUGUCGAGAAGGAAAAGGAGGCUUACAAAGGGGCUCAGCUGACGGCGUGGGGUACAUUCUUGAGUUUUCUACAACAACUAAUACUGACUGAAAAAAGCUACAUCGAGAUUGGUUUUCUACAAACCAAAAACAAAGGGUUCCUACGCAAAGACAACUCACUGCGGUCCAUUUAUGAAGCUUUAAGGUCCGACUUGCGAAAACUCGAAGACAACUGCAAAGCGACGAUCGUAGAUCGAAGGGUCCAACAUUAUUGCCAAAAUAUAUACCAAUUUCUAAACGCACGCGUCAACAUGAUAGAUUUGUAUGAAAGAAUUUAUACAAUGGGUCUGAACAACCAAUUUAUGUACAGUGACACUCUAAAAUAUAUACAGAACUUGAUAGAAAGACACUCACUUGAUUUUGCAGACAUUAGUCUGACUCCAGCUAAAGCCGCUUUUGGUUUGGAGGUGGAAAUUUUAGAACAGUUGUUUAGGGCGUUAACUGAGCUCCAAAGACUGCAGUUUUUGCCAUCUUUGGCACUAAUACAUGGAGCGCAUACAAGACUGACGUUGUGGGAAAGCAAAAUCCCAAACAGAGAGAACUGGAAGAUCAGUUUUCUCAAGAAUAACCCCCUACCAGCGCUGUUUCAGUGGCUCCAGAAGCUAAAAGGAGCAGUUUUGAGCAAAUUUAGUUUAUAUUUUCAUGACACUCUAGCGCAACAAACUACACCAAAUGAGAUGAGACAACUAUGUGCUAAAUUACACCAUGACCAUUAUCAAAGAAUGGUCAGUUUCCAUCGCAAGUAUGAAGCAGCAUGUGUGAUUUUGCUCUCAGAUAACCAAGUCAGUUGUGACACCACAGACUAUGAUAGUUUUCCAAUUAUAGUUUCAUACCCACCUCGCAGCCCCCCUCAAUUAGAAACAAUUUUAAAAAUGAUAUCAGAAACAUCAGAAGAGCUUGCAAAUGUAGACAAAAUCAUAUAUAAAUUCAGUUCCCAGAGCCAAUGUACAUACAUCCUGACCACAGUGGAACCCAACAUUUACUUAGUCAUCCUUUUUGAAAGCAAAAAGUCAGAGAAGGACACCUACAUUGGAAACUUCGUGACGGAACUGUGUACAAACUUGAGGUGCAACCGAGUCUUCACUGCUCUGAAAAAUACAUCAAAAUAACUAUAUUUUACUAUUUUAAUAAAAUUUUUAAAAAACGGGAA
Molecule: messenger RNA, 1354 nt
Organism: Zophobas morio
Lineage: Eukaryota; Metazoa; Arthropoda; Insecta; Coleoptera; Tenebrionidae
Product: KICSTOR subunit 2-like
Exons: 8
Coding region: 90-1313 (407 amino acids)
Biological process (GO): cellular response to glucose starvation; negative regulation of TORC1 signaling; protein localization to lysosome
Cellular component (GO): KICSTOR complex
Source: RefSeq, a predicted model, not a curated record